AUGCAAGACGUUCGCAACAUACAUUAUGAACAACUCAAGAAUCAAGGCCGGAUCCAGGCCAUGGCGUUUGACAAGGAUAAUUGCUUAACGGCGCCUUAUGUGCCUGAGAUUUACCCACCGUUCAAGAUAGCAUGGACUGAGUGUAAAGAGACAUUUGGGACAAAUAAUAUCGCGAUCUUAGAAGACUCUUUAGGUGUUCCCGUAUUGCGACAUAGCGAAAAGAAACCUUUGGGUGGUGCAGCCUUGGCAAAGCAUUUCAAUCAUAUGCCACCGCACAACAUUGCAGUGGUGGGUGAUCGGAUAUUGACCGAUAUCAUUUUCGGCAACCUGAAUGGAAACUUGACAAUUUGGACGAGCCAAAUAGUAACAGAAAAAGGCGAUAACAAAGCAGCGUUGAUUGUAAGUUAA
This is a messenger RNA of Zychaea mexicana, 408 nucleotides long. RefSeq names its product HAD superfamily phosphatase. The transcript has 4 exons. The coding region runs from base 1 to 408 and encodes 135 amino acids. Gene Ontology annotation, molecular function: phosphatidylglycerophosphatase activity. The record is from RefSeq and is a predicted model, not a curated record. NCBI's taxonomy places the organism in Eukaryota, Fungi, Mucoromycota, Mucoromycetes, Mucorales, Lichtheimiaceae.